AUGGAUGUAGCUGCGAGUGAGCCGUCAGCGGCAGAAUCCGCCCUACGGCGAGUAGUCAACGAUUCUGACGACGUGCUGCGUAAAUUCAAAUGUCCGGAGUGUGGGAAGGCGUUCAAGUUCAAACAUCAUCUCAAGGAACACAUUCGAAUUCACUCUGGAGAGAAACCUUUCGAGCGCUCACCUCGAACUGCGCAUAAGUUUUGCGGAACGUUUGUUCGACAAGGAGUCGAUUAG
This is a messenger RNA of Strongylus vulgaris, 234 nucleotides long. Lineage: Eukaryota; Metazoa; Nematoda; Chromadorea; Rhabditida; Strongylidae. The record is from the annotation of a GenBank genome assembly.